CGGUCUCAGUGUGUGUGUGUGUGUGCGUCGCUACGCUCAGUCCGCGGUGCAGAGAGAGGCUCAGAGCGGCUCUGAUGGAACGCGGGAGGAAAGGCGCACACGCACCUCUCUCUCAGUGCAUGCGACGCCACGGGAGCGAGUCCACCACGACGUAGCGCGCUAGGAUUUUCGCGCGUGUUUUUUUUUGUUUUGGUUCCUUUUUUCCCUCUCUCUCACUCUCUCUCUCCCCCCUCCCCUGUUUGGUGGCCGAGAUUCGAGACCUCGCUCUUGUUUUUGCCUCCUCGAUCUGGGGGGGCUGUGAGGAGGAGUGCAGCCCACCGCUCGAGGGCGACCCCGCUCUCCCUGUCUGUUGGACUGCGUUUUCCCCCCCACACACACACACAUAUGCAGACACGCACACACACGCGCGGAUCGUGAGGGACACGACGGAGACUUUUCGCGGGAGCGACAUUGGAGCUCCGCGUAAAAUGCCGCUCACCUGUCUCCGUGGCGCCCUGGCGUGGAUCUGAGCCCCCCUCCGUGUUCGUGUGGAGAUCUCCUCUCCUCCUCACCUUCCUUCUCCUCCUCAAGUCAGUGCGGGCCUCGACAGUUUUUCCGAUCAAUGUGAGGAUUUGUGUUGCUUUUUUUUUUUCGUAUGUGUUGCGCUAGAUUUGCUCUAUUUCGUGCACUCGGGUUUUGGAUAUCGUUUGGAGGUGCACCGCGGAAGGAUGCUGUGACCCCCCCCAGGCGAGAUGUGAUCUGGAUUAGACUGUGUUUUUUUUCCUUUGGAGAUUCGCCGGACUUAUGCGCCGCCGCCACCCGGGAUCUGAUUUAUUUUGAAACGAGUCGUCUUGGUGUCGUCUUGGGUUUUUUGUGGAGCGAAAUCUGGGUUCUUGGUGAUGGUCUGACCGCGAUGGUCUGGGUCUGAGUAGACCCCCCCCACCCCCCACAGCUCUUACAUACUUGUGAAACACCUUGUGGGGGACUGUUAAAAGAUGAAAGCCCCCAACCUUCCUCUCAUCCUCCUGUACGCUGUUCUUGUGCGUUGCCUCAAGGUGGUCUCAAAAAGGGGUUCAGUGGACGGCUGCACCGAUUGGUCGGUGGACUACCUGAAGUACAAGGUGCUGCUGGGGGAGCCCGUGAGGAUCAAGUGCGCCCUGUUCUAUGGCUACAUCCGCGCCAACUACACCCACGCCCAGGGCGCCGGGCUCAGCCUCAUGUGGUACAAGAGCUCCGGCCACGGGGACUUCGAGGAGCCAAUCAGCUUCGACGGAACGCGCACCAGCAAGGAGGAGGACGCCAUCUGGUUCCGGCCGGCGGAGCUCGAGGACCAAGGACACUACUCCUGUGUUCUCAGGAACUCCACGUACUGCAUGAAGGUGUCCAUGUCGCUGACGGUGUCGGAGAACGACACCGACCUCUGCUACAACUCCCUGAUGAGGUUCUCCGAGAAGGCGGAGCUCAGCAAGAACAAGGAGAUCACCUGCCCAGGGAUAGAUGAUUACAUACAGCCCGGGGUGGAGCCCGAGAUCACCUGGUACAAGGAGUGCAAGCCGAAGCAAUGGCGGCCGACCGUGCUCCGAACCCGAGACACGCUGUCCAUCCAGGAAGUCCUGGAGGAUGACAUCGGGAAUUACACGUGCGAGCUGCAGUUCGGGAGUUUCCUGGUGCGACGGACAACCGAAUUAUCGGUCACAGCUCCCCUGACGGAUAAGCCUCCGAAGAUCCUGUUUCCUUCCGAGAACCAAGUCAGCAUCAUGGAGAUGACGAUAGGAAGUCCAGUGAACCUGACGUGCCGCGCCUUCUUCGGCUACAGUGGAGACGUCAGCCCGCUCAUCUACUGGAUGAAGGGCGAGAAGUUCAUCGAGGACCUGGACGAGGAGCGCAUCCAGGAGAGUGACAUCAAGACGGUGCGGGAGCACCUGGGGGAGCAGGAGAUCUCCAUCUACCUGACCAUCGACUCCCUGGGGGAGGGCGACCUGGGGAACUACUCCUGCUACGUGGAGAACGGCAACGGGAGGAGGCAGGCCAACAUCCAGAUCAUCAGGAGAGCGGAGCUGGUGUACACCAUGGAGCUGGCGGGGGGUCUGGGGGCCAUCCUGCUGCUCCUCAUCGUGCUGGUGACCGUCUACAAGUGCUACCGCAUCGACCUCAUGCUGUUCUACAGGAACCACUUCGGCAGCGAGGACGUGGACGGAGAGAACAAGGACUACGACGCCUACCUGUCCUACACCAAGGUGGAGCCCGACCAGUGGAGCCAGGAGACCCGGGAGGAGGAGCGCUUUGCCCUGGAGAUCCUCCCUGACGUGCUCGAAAAGCAUUUUGGGUAUAAACUCUUCAUUCCAGACAGGGACUUGAUCCCACCGGAAGUAAGUUUCACCAACGAUCAUUUCCAGGAUGACACCAGACUACUUAGAGCCUACAUCGAGGACGUGGCGCGCUGCGUGGACCAGAGCAAGCGGCUGAUCAUCGUCAUGACGCCCAACUACGUGGUGCGCCGCGGCUGGAGCAUCUUUGAGCUGGAGACGCGCCUGCGCAACAUGCUAGCCAGCGGCGAGAUCAAGGUGAUCCUGAUCGAGUGCGCCGAGCUGCGCGGCAUCAUGAACUACCAGGAGGUGGAGGCCCUGAAGCACAGCAUCAAGACCCUCACCGUCAUCAAGUGGCGCGGCGCCGACGCCAGCAACCCCCUCGCCUCCAAGUUCUGGAAGCAGCUGCGCUUCGAGAUGCCGUACCGCCGCGCGGAGCCCGACCUGGGCGUGGCGCCGCACGAGCGGGCGCUAGACGUCAGCGAGCAGGGCCCCUUCGGCGAGCUGCAGACCGUGUCGGCCAUCUCCAUGGCGGCGGCCACCACGACCGCCAUGGCGACGGCGGGGCACCCCACCCUGCGCGCGUCGUUCCACAGCUCGCAGUGCCACGCGCAGGUGCGGCAGCAGAAACACUACUACCACCACGGCGGGUACGACUACGACCUGCCGCAGCACGGGGGCACGCUGCCGUCCCUGUCGUCGCUGCAGCAUCAGCAUCAGCAGGGCGGCGGCGGUGGCGGCGGCGGCGGCGGGCAGCAGCACACGUACUGCAACAUCCCCAUGACGCUGCUCAACGGCGGGCAGCAGCGGGGCGGGCACUCCGCCAGGUCGCCGCGGCAACGGAGCCUGGAGGAGGCGAUGGCGACGCAGCAUCCGGCCAACGCCAUGCUGCCGCUGUUGCCCCGGGAGACGAGCAUCUCCAGUGUUAUCUGGUGAUGGCCAGGCCGGUUAGAAAUGUUGGUGGAUUGGACGAACGCGAGUGCCGGUUGAGAAGGACCGUGGGCAGUUUGACCGGAAGACGGGAUCAGUUCUUUUGAACUGUUGGGGUUUUUGGAGGGAGUCGCGCGUUUCGGCGUUUGGCACUAGCUAGCUCGCCGCAGGACUGUCCACGUGCUGCUGCAGCUGGGUUUGCACCAAUUGGAACACAGAGGGGGAGUCGGAUCGGCUUGACAAUGGAGGCGAGGGAUUAUGGGAUGUGAGGGUCUUUUUUGCUGGCUUUUUUCUUUUCGGCUGUUUGCGUUCCUUUCGUCUGAAAAGAGCUUUCGAGGGAAUUAAACACUUGACAAUCGAGAGGAACUCUUCGUUUUUUUUACAUGCCUGACAGAAAAAAUAAAACGUACCUAACACAAAUGGACACCAACUCUUGAUUACCCAGAGACUCAAGGAAUACAGGGUUCUGUACAUAAGGUUUUCUAAUUCUUUGUAGCAUCUGUUUUUUUUUUUCUCUCGCUAUCUUGUAUUUUAUCAUGGUUUUUGGGAACCUUUUUUUUCUUUCUUUUAUAUAUCAUUUUGUUCUGGAUUUGUGCAAAAGUGAAGCAAUGGGCUGUGGUGUGUGUUAAAAUAUUGUUUCUUUAAUCCUAACUUGCUGUUGGCUCACAAAGUCAAUAAAGAGCGGGUUUCAAGUCGGACGGGGGUUGGGUCAAAAGAGAAACUACGAUAGUUUGAUUUAAAUUUGUUGUUUGUAUUUAAACUUCGUCUUCUCUCGGUCAGACGGGCCGUCGGGACUGAGUAAUAUAAUCUGGUACUCGCUCCACCAGGUAACUAGAUUAUGCAAAAAUACACUGAAGGAAAGGAAGACGCCCAAAAGAUAGUUUUAUAUUCCGUCUUAAAUGAUCACGUCAGCUGAACGCAAAUUACGAAGUUGUGGAGACAACACUUUAUCCGAGAUGAGAGAUUUGAGGAGAAAACACUGGUGCUCACAUUGUUCACACCACAAUCCAUUCCUGACGUUGUUUAAUGCUCUCUCUAUCACCCUCUCUCUCUCUCUCUCUCUCUCUCUCUCUCUCUCUCUAUCUCUUACACACACUGUCUCUCUGCCUCUGGAUGAUAUUUACUUUUUUAAGACAAAAAUACAGCCUUGCUAUUUACUUUAAAAGAAGAAUAUAUAUGUAUAUCACCUAAAACUAAAAUAAGUGGGUUAUUUUAUGAAAAAAAGGGGGUCUAUUUUUGUAACCGAGGAAUAUUUGCUUAGAAAAGAGAUAUAACCUAUAUAAAAGCGGUUUGGGAGAGGAAAGAACGAAACACGGAACCAUCGCCAAAAAAAAUGUCAAUCUCGAUAUACUGCGUGACUCAAAAUAAAGUAAUAAUCAAUAGACGGUCAUUCGCGAUACGUCUUAUCCGUACAGAUCAGUAAAAACGCCGUAAUAAACCGCAACUUCAACAUGCGUCACUCAACCAAGUAUGCAACUCAGUACUUUUUUUUUUCCGAUCAACCCUACCGAUGUCUGUUUACGAUCGCGUUUUGUUUGUUUUCGGUGCAGGGCGGUCUCUGGACGGUAGAUACGCGAGUCAAGACACUCGUGUCAUGCGUCGCUUUGUUUUCGGUACGCAAUAAUGCGUAGCAGCAAAGACAUCGCGGAGAAUGCUCUCGCUGCGCACGCUCGAUCCAAAGCCUGUGAGCGAGAUGGGGCGAGUGUGCCCGAACUUCAACACGAAGGACCAAAUAAAGCUAGCAGACAGGGCUAACAGCACUACCCGCGUUUUUUUGUCUGCAACACAUCUGCGACAACUUAUAAUGAGAAACAAUAGUCUCGUUGAAUAGGGCUUUCAGGUCUACAUUUUGUUUUCCGCUACGGGCUCAUUCACACUUAAUCUGGCGCUUGCGGAGAUUAGCGCAGACUGCUGCGGCGAUGUGGGAGGAGUCACUUCCUGCCCUGUUUGUGACGUCAUGUUGUGAACUUUAACCCCUCCUCCCUCAUGGCGGGGCUGAACCGCCCUGGAAAGGGCAAACACAGCGGCGGUCGGUUUCUCUUACGUCUUCACAGCCGCUCGUUAAACAGCAGGAUGCUACGAUGCUAAGGCUACACGGUAAACACAACGUUCUUCCUCCCCUGGGAGUCUUCCGGUUUGAGUGCUGGCUUAUGUGAUUUGCUGCCGCAGCGUGACGUCGGGUUGCGUCUCUCAAAAAGUUUAAUCGGAUUCAAUUUUUCUCCUCGCUCAAACGCAAGACCCCCAUUUCCGAACAGGCGUUUUCGCCGCAACACCUGAUUCCGUGUGAUAGGGCCUAGGGCUACGAGUUGCUGCUAGAUUGUCUCGCUUUGCCGACUAACACCACUGCACACAUAGAGUUGCUUUAUUCCGAUCGUUUUGACAGUUGGUUUUUGGACGAUUUUAGAAUUAUUAAAAAAUGUGUGUCAAUUGUUUCUCAAAUAAACAUCGGAGAAAAUCGUGCGUAAAAAAAUAUUAAUAUUCCCGAGAAGAUAGUCACUGGUAUUUUUCUCUUUUUUUGACCAAAAACAUCAGGAAUAAACAAAUUAUUUUAACUGUAGUCGAGAAAGAAAUAACCAUAAUACGAGAAGACGUGUGCGAUCCCGUGAAAACGAACAGAAUGUAUAAAAAGAAAUGGGCCAAUGAGAAAAGACAUUUUGUAAGCGUACAAAAGGAGAUCACUAGCGAGGUACACCAAAGCAAAGAGGAUGGGCUGGAUUGCUUUAGAGAACUCUUCAGCCUCGAUUAGAAGGCCUAUUCAUCUGGGUUUAGCCUAGCCACUAUGAUGUCAUUUAAUAUAUUAAUGUUUCCGGGGUUUUCUCCCUUACAUAUCGAUUAAAAUCGGUGCCAUUUCUUGAUUUUUACAAGAUUCAUUUAAAAAUAACCAAUCUUUGAAUCGUGCACUAUUCAACAUCUAUUAAGGGUAUUUCUUUUUUUUUUUGGUGUGAGAUAUGCAACCAUCCCUGAGAACAGAAACAUAAAUUAAAUGUUAUGUUUUCACAAGAUUGUUUUUUUUUCCUUUCUCUGUCCUACUCAUCAGAGCUUAACAAGAAUAAUUUGCCUGAAAGAAGAACAGAUUCAUAUUUUUCUACACUUAAGCCCAGUCACAGAGUAUGAGGUCUGGGGAAAAAAAUAUGUCUUUGCCCUGAAAGGGGUUUUAAAAGCAUAGCAGAUAUUUUGAUAUUGGUUCACUCUCUAAACAAAAGCAUCGAAACAAUCGUAGAUCGAAACAAUCUAGUUCCACAAAUCAGUUUUUUUCUCUUAU
Molecule: messenger RNA, 6477 nt
Organism: Gadus morhua (Atlantic cod)
Lineage: Eukaryota; Metazoa; Chordata; Actinopteri; Gadiformes; Gadidae
Product: interleukin-1 receptor accessory protein-like 1-B
Exons: 12
Coding region: 975-3221 (748 amino acids)
Biological process (GO): signal transduction; negative regulation of exocytosis
Source: RefSeq, a predicted model, not a curated record